AAAGAGACAAUCGUUCCAAAUUAACCCAAAAGCUCACGCUCUCUCACCCUCCAAUCCUAGGGUUCCUUGGAAUAUUCUUCUCUCUUCCUUCACUCCUCAAUUUGCCUUGCCUUUCUCUGAUCUCUGGCGUGGAAAGUUGCCCAGGGAGAUUCGUCGAUCAUGACGAUUCCAGGUUCAGGAUUCAUGAUGGAGAACGGUUGUAGUUGCUUGCCGUGCACGCCCAAUGAUGAGAGACACAUCGUCCAGGAUCUGAAGAACAAAUCGGAAUUGCAUUUGAAAGAAGGCAAUUUGUAUUACCUAAUUUCAACCAGGUGGUUUAGAAAGUGGGAGAAGUAUGUUGGGAUAGAUACAGGUGAAUUGGAUGCUCAACGUUUGGAUGUGGUUCCAUCAGAGGCCACAGAUAGGCCUGGGCCAAUUGAUAAUUCAGAUAUUAUUGAGAGUGGAAGUGGUUCUGGGGGAAAUGAGCUACAGCUCCGUAGAAUGUUGGUGGAAGGACAGGACUAUGUUUUGGGCCCUCAAGAUGUUUGGGAAAAACUUUAUGAAUGGUAUUGUUACCCAGUGAUGCAUUUCACCCCAUUGUGGCUCUUAUUUUUGUUGGUUUCUGACAAGGAGAUUGUUGUUGAUGAAUUCCCUCCGGCAGUAAUGCAAUUGAUAGCAAAGAACCAUGCUAUGCUAAACAUUCAGGAUUUUCAUCUACCUAUCUUCUUAUUGUGUCUCCUAUCUUCCAUUAUUUUUCUUUGCAUUAAUUACACAAUAUUUGUAGUGUACCAUUUAUCAGAAAUGGAACUUGCUUUGUUGACAAGGCAUGCUUCCUAUCUAGAUACAGUAUUGUUAUUCCAUUUUAUGUCAUACACCAAACUCUUACCAAAAUAUAUUUGGAGUACUUGUUCAAUAAGAUGGUAUAAAGGAGGGCCACCAUUGCCCAGAAAGAUGCUUUUACAGGGCAUUUAUCAAAAUGAUUUUGUUGUGGAGGUUUACCCACUUUGUCUGAAGUUGAUUGAUUCCAAAGAUGAAAGUCAGUCAAUUAUAUGUCUAAGCAAAAAGGCUUCUGUGCGUGAACUUCUUGAGAAGGUCUGUGCACUGAAAGGAAUAGAGCAGGAAAAGGCUCGUCUUUGGGAUUACUUCAACCAGAGGAAACGUAGUCAGUUGUGUGCUUCUGAAAAAACCUUGGAGGAAUCACACUUGCAGAUGGACCAAGAUAUUCUUCUAGAGCAAGUUGAUGGAUAUCAUUCUUCCCAGUUAGGCAUGGAUUCUACGGGAAAUGGAUUAGCUUUGGUUUCCCUAGAACCCACAAGAUCAUCCCUUACCAUUGCUGGGGGUCCAGCCAUGUCUAAUGGCCACUCUUCAGGUUACAGGUCAAAUCUUUAUCCAGGAAGUGCUUUAGGCUCAGGGUUCAUGGAUACUGAUGAUGGAUAUGAUGCUUAUAACUCUGUUAGAAAACUGGAGAAGGGAGGUUUGGCUGGACUUCAGAAUCUGGGGAAUACUUGUUUUAUGAAUAGUGCUAUUCAAUGUUUGGUCCACACGCUCCCUCUUGUUGAUUAUUUUUUGCAUGAUUACAAUGAUGAAAUCAACACAAAAAAUCCUUUGGGAAUGCAUGGUGAGCUUGCACUUGCCUUUGGUGAAUUAUUGAGGAAACUGUGGUCUGCUGGGCGAACAGCAAUUGCACCACGUGUAUUUAAGGGAAAACUUGCUAGAUUUGCACCACAAUUUAGUGGAUAUAAUCAGCAUGAUUCUCAAGAACUAUUGGCUUUCCUACUGGAUGGGCUGCAUGAAGAUUUGAAUCGAGUCAAACAAAAGCCUUACAUUGAAAUGAAAGAUUCAGAUGGUCGUCCAGAUGAGGAAGUAGCAGCUGAGUGUUGGAGAAAUCAUAAGGCCCGGAAUGACUCAGUGAUUGUGGAUAUUUGCCAAGGUCAAUAUAAGUCGACACUGGUUUGCCCUGCUUGUGGGAAAAUUUCAAUUACUUUCGACCCCUUCAUGUAUCUUUCUUUGCCACUUCCUUCAACUAUUACCAGGACAAUGACUGUUACUGUGUUUUCUGCUGAUGGAAGUGGUCUUCCAAUGCCAUUUACUGUCUCAGUGCUGAAAAAUGGUUACGUCAAAGAUCUUAUCCAGGCAUUAGGUUCUGCUUGUUGCUUGAAAAGUGAUGAGAUCCUUUUGCUUGCAGAGGUCUAUGAAAGUAAGAUAUACCGCUACUUGGAAAUGCCAUUAGCGUCAUUGUGUUCAAUAAAGGAUGAUGAACAUAUUGUGGCUUUCCGAUUUCACAAAAACACAGUUGGGAAAACAAGACUGCAAAUUUUUCAUCGAUGUCAGGAAAAAUCUCCAUCGGAUUAUCUGAAGGUUGGUGCUAACCUUUUUGGAUCACCUUUGGUUACAUAUUUGGGGGAAGACCAACCAACUGGAGCUGACAUAGAUAUUGCUGUUUCUAGGGUGCUGUCACCACUUAAAAGAAUUUUCUCUUCAGCUAAGGUUCACGGUGGCAAAGAAAAUGGCUUCCUUUCAGAUGGUAUUGAGGAACAAUCAAAUAGCUCUGGUUCUCAAUCAUGGCCAAGAAACCAGGCACUUGAGAAUACAGCGAGUACAUCUAGUGGGGAGUUAUCAUUCCACCUCCUUUUAACCAAUGACAAGGCACUCACCUCCAAGCCUCUUCAGAAGGAUACUAUCUUUAAAUCUGUGGAUAGCAUAAGUGUGUUGAUAGACUGGACUGACAAAGAACAGGAACUCUAUGAUUCCAGCUACUUGAAGGACAUCCCGGAAGUAUUUAAGGCAGGGUUUGCUGCCAAGAAGACCCGACAAGAAGCCAUUUCUCUGUCUUCAUGUUUAGAUGCAUUCUUGAUGGAAGAACCCUUGGGGCCUGACGAUAUGUGGUACUGUCCAGGAUGCAAAGAACAUAGGCAGGCCAUAAAGAAGCUAGACUUGUGGAUGUUGCCGGAGAUAAUUGUUUUUCAUUUGAAACGUUUCACAUAUGGCAGAUACCUGAAGAACAAGAUUGACACUUUUGUGAAUUUCCCCAUUCACAAUCUUGAUUUGAGCAAAUAUGUGAAGAAUAAAGAUGGACAAUCUUAUGUGUAUGAGCUUUAUGCCAUCAGCAAUCAUUAUGGUGGUCUAGGUGGUGGUCACUACACUGCAUAUGCUAAGUUGGUUGAUGAGGAUAAAUGGUAUCACUUUGACGACAGCCAUGUUGAUGCAGUCAGUGAGGCUGAGAUAAAGACUUCAGCUGCCUAUCUGCUGUUCUAUAAGAGAGUGAAAAAUCAACCAAUGACAGGGGCAGGAGAACCCUCAGAAAGUCAUAACAGUUCUUAAUGUUAUGACCCGCAGCUUUUUCCAAUUAUUAUUUUGGCUGUUAAAGGUUGGCUUCUUGGAGGUAUGGUGAUGCUAAAUGCCACAGUGGACAGGCCACCUGCUCCGGGAUAAUUUUCUUGGCUGAGCAAACCUGGUGAACCACUGGUAAUAAAAUAGAGACAGGAGAUACUGGGAUUGGCAAAGGCAUCAUCAGCCUGAUUAUGAAGAAAAGAUACAUAGCCAGAUAGGCCUAGACCUAGCACUAGUUUAAUGAUUUGUUAAUUUUUUUUUUCUUAAAAAAAAUGAAAUUUCAGCUGAAAAUUGGAUCUACGUAUAGAUCCUUUGUUGUCGUCCCUCUUUAUUUUUUAGCAAAGCUUGUUUCUAUCAAGUAUAAUCCAUGGGGUACCGUUAUUGAUUGAAUUGAAGAACUCAAAAAGUAUUUGUUGACUCGUAAUUGGGAAAAUAGGAGAAAACGCACUGGUGCCAAUAUUUAAAGAAAAAGACAGGUGGAUG
This is a messenger RNA of Rubroshorea leprosula, 3792 nucleotides long. The record is from the annotation of a GenBank genome assembly. Lineage: Eukaryota; Viridiplantae; Streptophyta; Magnoliopsida; Malvales; Dipterocarpaceae.